AUGCAGGAUGAUCGAUCCUCUCUUCCGUCAUCUUCCCAAGUUCCUCUUCCAACAACCACAACAACCAGCAGGACCUCAACGACCACGGUAAUGCCCGAUCCAAUCAUUCCUAGUAGUUUCCGGCCUCCGAGGUAUUUAUCUUCUCAACAUGCUCAACCAACUCCUCCCUCUUCCUCCCACUUUAAUUAUUCCUUCCGAAUUCAAUUAAUGCUUCAAAAACAUUCCAUGUUCAAUCCACUACUCUGUACCAAAUGCGAGAGUGAUGAAAAUGUCUUGCAGGAUCGUUCCGAGGGUACGAUGGUGUGUCGGGCGUGUGGACUUGUGGUGACGAAUCAUCUCAUUGAUUGGAAUGAGGAAGAAAAGAGAGAUUUCCAUCAGGAUGAGAAUGCACAGUAUAGUAGUGAAAGUUCCUCACAUUCACGAGUGGGACAAUCAUUGUUUGAUAUGGAUGAAAAUACAGUCGUGAUGAUGACAACAACGAGUAGUAGGAAUAGUAAUGGCGAAAAUGUUGGAGAUUUAACAUUAGGAACACAAAUUGCAAAUCAUAGAGACAAACAAUUCAUCAAACUAGGUUCGAAAAAUUUGGAAAGAGAGUUUCUUUUUGAGGGUUUUACAAAGAUUUCGGAUAUUAUUUUGAACAAGUUGAAGUUGGAAUCCAAGUAUACAUUUCGAGUGAAACAAUUAUUGAAAAUUUUGUAUACCAAUCACAAACACAAGUUGAAUAAGAAGACUCUAUCUGAAUGUAUUGGUGCAUGUUUGUAUUGUGGACUCAAGGCAGAGGGAAUUGCAAAAACACUCAAAGAAUAUUCUGUCUUGUUGCAAGUGAAACUGAAAUCAUUGAACUCGUGGAUCUCUUUGAUUAAUAAGGAUUCAGAUACAAGACAAUUAAUUCAAACAGAGAAGUACAACUCACCUCAAUCCUAUGUUGAGAAAUUUGCCGAUGAUUUGAAAUUAUCUACCAAAGUCAAAUAUCAAAUUUUGGAAUUUAUUGAGAAAUUAAUGACCAUUCCAGAUGAUGAGAUGGCUAAGGCAUUAAUUGGUAAAAGUCCAGCGACAAUAGCUGCCGUUUGUAUUUUAAUUAUUGGAGAAAAAGAACAAAUUAAGGAUAUUAAUUUGGAUAGCAUGGAGGGUGUGAGUGGAAUUACCAAGCAAACCCUCUCUAGAUCUUUAAAAUUAUUGAACAAGUAA
Messenger RNA from Naegleria fowleri, 1188 nucleotides. RefSeq lists its product as uncharacterized. Gene Ontology annotation, molecular function: TBP-class protein binding. Gene Ontology annotation, biological process: transcription preinitiation complex assembly; DNA-templated transcription initiation. Lineage: Eukaryota; Heterolobosea; Eutetramitea; Acrasida; Naegleriidae. The transcript has a single exon. Gene Ontology annotation, cellular component: nucleus; transcription preinitiation complex. The coding region runs from base 1 to 1188 and encodes 395 amino acids. The record is from RefSeq and is a predicted model, not a curated record.